Penaeus chinensis is the source of this 971-nucleotide messenger RNA. RefSeq names its product exosome complex component CSL4-like (gene Csl4). The transcript has 4 exons. Gene Ontology annotation, biological process: RNA processing. Lineage: Eukaryota; Metazoa; Arthropoda; Malacostraca; Decapoda; Penaeidae. Gene Ontology annotation, cellular component: nuclear exosome (RNase complex); cytoplasm. The record is from RefSeq and is a predicted model, not a curated record. Gene Ontology annotation, molecular function: RNA binding. The coding region runs from base 221 to 802 and encodes 193 amino acids.
UGAGGCGGUGUUCGGCAGCACGUGCUCAUCAAAACAAAACAGACAAACGUUUGCGGCGAAAAUCGUGCCAUGUUUUCGUGAAAAUCCAGAGAAUAAUUAGCUCACCGGAGAAACCAGAAACUGCUAGAAGAGAGAGAAAACACAGCGAGAAGAGAAAUUCGUUUUUUUUUUUACUGGAAUACAUAGCGAGUUUUCGGCUUCUGAGAACAGCUCUAGGGAGAUGAAGGAGGGAAAUGGACACAUCGUCACCCUUCCUGGCCAGAGGAUAUGCGAGGCGACCAGUAGUCAUGUGGCAGGGGAGGGAAGUUACAUAUUCAACAAGUACAUCUACGCAUCCCAGGCUGGGAGGGUGAUCGUGGAACCAAGGGGAGGUCUGCAGGUGGUGAAGGUGUCUUUAGGACUGCAAGGGACAGUAAUGCCAGAAGUUGGAAGUAUCGUCACAUGCCGAGUCCUCACGGUGAAUCCAAAUCAGGCCUCCGUAUCAAUUCUCUGUGUGGGAUUCCAUCUGCUGCAUACUCCAGUGUCAGGAACAGUCAGGAAACAGAAUGUUCGUGAUCAUCAAAUCGACUUGGUGGAGAUGUACAACUGUUUUAGACCCAACGACAUUAUCCUGGCAACUGUGCUUUCUCUCGGUGAUGUAAGAAAUUACGAACUGUCGACUGCUGGCACGGAAUUAGGGGUUGUCACAGCCUAUUGUGAGGAAGGGCAUCCUCUUGUUCCAGCUUCGUGGACACGGAUGAAGUGUAAAUGCCGUUCUGAACAAAGAAAAGUAGCAAAAGUUGUUCCACCGAAAAACAAUUGAAGUAUUUUUGUCUUUGUUAAUUUUUUAUUAUUUUAAAAAGGAUUUUGUAUUUUUUUUAUGGAAACUCAUUAUGAAUUAUGAAAUAUUUGAAGUGCUUGAUUAUUUUAACUUUGUUUUUUAUCAAAGACAUAUGUGUAGACCUAGUUGAUAAAUAAAGAUUUUCAUUGUG